Pieris macdunnoughi is the source of this 1020-nucleotide messenger RNA. NCBI's taxonomy places the organism in Eukaryota, Metazoa, Arthropoda, Insecta, Lepidoptera, Pieridae. The record is from the annotation of a GenBank genome assembly.
AUGAAUGUGGGGAUCUUUAACCGAGUCAAUAGUAAGAACCGGGAGAGUGACGGAAUGUACUCAGAAUGGAGUUCGUUGCCUUUGGAGGGUGGCGGGUGUGGGGUACUUGGAGCUGUGGGAGGACGUGAUGUAGUCCUGGCUGUUGUGAGGCAAUUAGCCUCACAUCAACCUAGCCCUCUCAACACAGAUGCAGAAGUGGAAUGGGUAUUAGAAGUAAUACGAUAUGGUCUAUCCUUACCACUUUCUGAGCAUGAGGCUGUACGUGACUGUGUCCGCGUGUGCUGUUCAUGGUUGUCUGCAUUACUUCCUCCAGCUGCACCAGCACAGCCCCCGCCUCCGGCUGUGCCUGCCCCUUUAGCAGCUUCACCUGAACGCUAUGCCACCAAAAUACUGAGCCAUCUACAUAACUUAUUUGUUCCUAGACACAAUGAAACCCUCGCAUUCAUUUAUCAAACGGAUUUAAGUGCUGAUCUAAUCAGCAAACAAGCAGUUCUUUGCCAUCGAGUCCUGCGGUUAGCUCGAUCAUUAGCUGACAGUGCGUCAUUGGGUUCUCGAGAAUGGCGAGCCUUGUUGCUUCUGUUGCUUGCUGCUGCAUCGGCUCUGUUGGCUCCACCAGCUCCGGUGCAUGGAGCAGCUGAGCAACUGUGUGAAAGAGUUCUUUGUGUGCUGUUUGAAGUAUGGAUACUGGCUUGCCACAGAUGUUUUCCAUCUCCGCCACUAUGGCGUACAUUGCGGGAACACUGUAUAAGUUGGCGACACCGAGCACCGCUCACUGAGCAAUGGACACGUGUGUCGCUAUGUCUCACUGCGAGACUUCUCAAGCAUAUGUAUGGACCCCUGUUUCCUGUUAUGCCCAUAAGUGACGAAGACGCUACACUAGUCCCAGCGGAUAUGAGCGCUGAAAGCGUGAUGCAGAGCUGGUACCGCAUACUUCAUACUAUCGGGAAUCCAGUGGACCUUUGCCAUCCUCAUCUUAUUGCACAUACGCCGCAUCUGUUGCAGGUUAUAUUUUUUGUAUAA